AUGUUUAAAAAAGACCUCCAAGCCGCGCCCAAGCAAAAGCUGAAGUCGUCCGUCCAGCGCUCGCUGCGUCAGGCGCUGCUGACCACCUACCCGCUCCUGAACCCGUACAUUGACGAGGUGCUCCCCAAAAAGGCCUCGCUGUCCUCGAUCAAGCUGCCCGACCGCAACACGCUCUACGUCGUCGACGCCACCACGCCGGUCUUCUACCAGCAGGACUCGGGCGACAUCCUGCCGCACCUGCGCCUCGUGCACCGCUUCCCGCAGAGCUUCCCCUCGGUCCGCAUCGACCGCGGCGCCAUCCGCUUCGUGCUCUCGGGCGCCACCCUCAUGGCCCCCGGCCUGACGUCGGCCGGCGGUCGUCUGCCCGCCGAGGGCAGCCCCAAGGGCCUGCAGGAGGGCAAGGAGAUGGAGCAAAAGGUCGACGCCGAGGGGCGGUGGAGCAGGGAGCUGGUCAAGGGCGAGCCGGUGGUCAUCAUGGCCGAGGGCAAGGAGGAGGCGUGUGCGGUGGGUGUCUUGGUGGAGGGCACGGCGGAGGUCAAGGCCAAGGGCAAAGGGCCCGUGGUGGAGGAGGCGCAUUACCUGGGCGAUGGGCUGUGGAAUCUAAACUUGGAUUAG
Messenger RNA from Akanthomyces muscarius, 615 nucleotides. RefSeq lists its product as uncharacterized. The transcript is spliced from 2 exons. NCBI's taxonomy places the organism in Eukaryota, Fungi, Ascomycota, Sordariomycetes, Hypocreales, Cordycipitaceae. Gene Ontology annotation, biological process: formation of translation preinitiation complex. The record is from RefSeq and is a predicted model, not a curated record. The coding region runs from base 1 to 615 and encodes 204 amino acids. Gene Ontology annotation, molecular function: RNA binding.